GUGCAAGGAAAUAAGAUUGGGAAGGAAAUACUUAAGCAAUUUCUCACUGAUUUGCAUUGAUCACUUGCAGUUGUUCCAGGACAUAGAGCCGACUCAGUCUCCCCAGGAUCCUGUAGGACGGCCCAUUAUGCACCAGUCUGGAAUUAAGCAUGCCACUGGUGAAGCAGUUUACAUUGAUGACCUUCCUUCUGUGGAUGGGGAGCUCUUCCUGGCUGUCGUCACUAGUUCCAGAGCUCAUGCUAAGAUUGUCUCUAUAGAUACUUCAGAGGCUCUAAAAGUGUCAGGUGUGUUCGAUGUCAUAUCAGCUCAUGAUGUACCAGCUACAAAUGAGUUCUACUAUUCUGAUGAUCCAGAGAUUAUAUUUGCAAGAAACAAGGUGACCUGUGUUGGGCAGAUUGUCUGCGCUGUGGUCGCAGAUUCAGAUAUUCAUGCUAAACAAGCAGCUGCAAAAGUGAAGAUAGAGUAUGAAAUGUUGGAACCAGUGAUCUUAACAAUUGAGGAAGCUAUAAAGCACAACUCAUUCUUUGAGCCCAAAAGAAAACUAGAACAAGGAAAUGUUGAUCAGGCAUUUGAAACUGUUGAUAAUACAAUUGAAGGAGAGAUUCACAUUGGGGGACAGGAACACUUCUACAUGGAGACUCAGAGUGCGCUUGCUGUUCCAAAAGGAGAGGAUAAGGAAAUGGAUGUGUAUGUGUCAACACAGCAUCCAGCAGUUAUUCAGGAGAUGGUAGCUGCGAGUUUAGGCGUCCCAGCCAACAGGAUCAUGUGCCAUGUUAAACGAGUUGGUGGAGCUUUUGGUGGUAAACUUGUGAAAUCUGGCUUACUGGCAUCAGUUGCUGCAGUGGCAGCAAACAAAACCAGCAGAGCAGUCCGCCUUGUUCUGAGCCGAGGGGAUGAUAUGUUAAUCACAGGUGGUCGACAUCCUUUUAUUGGUAAAUAUAAAGUUGGCUUCAUGAAUGAUGGUAGGAUCAGAGCUGUGGAUGUCAAAUAUUACAUUAAUGGAGGAUGCACCCCUGAUGAAUCUGUCCUGGUAGCAUCAGUAUCCUUAUUAAAAAUGGACAAUGCAUACAAGAUUCCCAACUUGAGAUGCUGUGCUUAUGCCUGCAAAACAAACUUGCCAUCAAAUACAGCAUUUCGAGGGUUUGGCUUUCCCCAGUCAGGACUGGUGACAGAAACUUGGAUAACAGAAGUUGCAGAUAAAACUGGUUUAUCGCCAGAAAAGAUUAGGGAAAUAAAUAUGUAUAAGGAGAACGAGCAGACACACUUCAAGCAAAAGCUUGAUCCACAAAACUUAAUACGGUGUUGGAAUGAAUGUAUGGAGAAAUCUGCAUACUACAGUAGGAAAACAACUGCCAAUGAAUUUAACAAACUAAAUUACUGGAAGAAAAAAGGGAUUGCCAUUGUACCAAUGAAGUUUCCGUUUGGACUAGGCGCACGGUACCUUUCUCAGGCUGCUGCUCUGGUUCAUAUUUAUACUGAUGGGUCUGUGCUUCUGACACAUGGUGGAAUUGAAAUGGGGCAGGGUAUUCAUACAAAAAUGAUUCAGGUUGCUAGUCGGGAAUUGAACAUCCCCAUGUCACGUAUUCACUUCUGUGAAACGAGCACAACAACUGUUCCCAAUGCAUGUGCCUCAGCAGGAUCUGCCGGGACAGAUGUCAAUGGCAUGGCUGUGAAGGAUGCUUGCCGAACUCUUCUGAACCGCCUGCAGCCUAUCAUCAAGAAGAACCCAAAAGGCACCUGGAAUGAAUGGAUUCAAGAAGCUUUUGAACAAAGCGUGAGUCUUUCAGCUACUGGUUACUUUAGAGGUUACAGUGAAAACAUGGAUUGGGAGAAGGGGGAGGGACAACCAUUCACGUAUUUUCUUUAUGGAGCUGCUUGUUCAGAGGUUGAAAUUAACUGCCUAACAGGAGAUCACAAGAACCUCAGAACAGACAUUGUUAUGGACAUUGGAUGCAGCAUAAAUCCAGCUGUAGAUAUAGGGCAGAUUGAAGGUGCCUUCGUUCAAGGCAUUGGACUGUACACAAUGGAAGAAUUAAAGUAUUCUCCAGAAGGAGUCCUCUAUACUCGGGGUCCAGAUCAGUAUAAGAUCCCUGCUGUUUGUGAUAUUCCAGAGCAGUUUAGUGUUUCCUUGCUGUCAUCUUCCCAAAAUCCUUAUGCCAUCUAUGCAUCCAAGGGCAUAGGUGAGGCAGGACUUUUCUUGGGAUGCUCUGUGUUCUUUGCUUUGAGAGAUGCAGUAACUAGUGUGAGGAAUGAAAGAGGACUGAAGACGACCUUUGUGCUGAAUAGCCCUCUGACCGCUGAACAAAUACGGGCAAGCUGCACAGAUGACUUCACUGAGAUGAUGACAAACAAUGAAUCUGCUUCCUUCACUCCUCGGGCCGUAUCUGUGUGA
Messenger RNA from Nestor notabilis (Kea), 2392 nucleotides. Its product is annotated as aldehyde oxidase-like. Gene Ontology annotation, molecular function: iron ion binding; oxidoreductase activity. The record is from RefSeq and is a predicted model, not a curated record. The annotation marks the transcript as partial. The transcript has 20 exons. NCBI's taxonomy places the organism in Eukaryota, Metazoa, Chordata, Aves, Psittaciformes, Psittacidae.